Molecule: messenger RNA, 2223 nt
Organism: Xylaria bambusicola
Lineage: Eukaryota; Fungi; Ascomycota; Sordariomycetes; Xylariales; Xylariaceae
Product: eukaryotic translation initiation factor 3
Exons: 3
Coding region: 1-2223 (740 amino acids)
Biological process (GO): translational initiation
Cellular component (GO): eukaryotic translation initiation factor 3 complex
Molecular function (GO): RNA binding; translation initiation factor binding; translation initiation factor activity
Source: RefSeq, a predicted model, not a curated record
AUGGCGCCCUCCUUCGAUCACUUGCGCGACGCUGAUGUCGACGAGGAUGACUACGAUGAGGAUGAGAUUGAUAUCUCCGAUCUACGAGAGAAAUACGAAGUCCAACUAGAGCAGGGCUAUGAUACCUUUAUUGUCGUCGAUGGCCUUCCCGAAGUCACCGAGGAGCAGAAGCCAAAGCUCGUCAAGUUCCUGUUAAAGAAGCUGACAUCAGUCGGCAAGACCAAGGAGGACCUCAUCUAUAUGCCCAUGGGUGAGAAUGGCAAGUCGCUCAGAUUUGCUUUUGUAGAAUUUUCAUCGCCUGCUGAGGCUGCUGCCGCCGUUCGGCAGCUAGAUAUGGUACCUCUCGACAAGAAGCAUACGCUAAGAGUCAACAAGAUGACCGACAUUGAUCGGUACGGCCGAGAGGGGCGGGUGGACGAGCAAUACACCCCCCCCAAGAUCGAAGAAUUUACUGAAAAGGAGCAUUUGCGCUCCUUUUUGGCCGAUCCUAGCGGUCGGGGUCGCGAUCAAAUCGCCAUGUACAGGGGUGACUCCGUUGGCAUUUUCUGGAACAGCGAGAAGGAUAACCCAGAGACUAUUGUUGACCGUCAACACUGGACUGAGAGCUUCAUACAAUGGUCUCCCCUCGGUAGCUACCUAGUAUCUGUUCACCAACAGGGUGUUCAGCUCUGGGGUGGUGCUUCGUGGUCGCGUCAAAAGCGGUUUGCUCACCCCUUUGUCAACAUGCUGGACUUCUCGCCCGGCGAGAAAUACAUAGUCACCUGGUCCAACAGGCCAAUCUCUAUUCCCGACGAAGGUCACCCUCAACUAUCCCUGGACGAAGAUGGCAAGAACUAUGUUAUUUGGGAUGUGGACACCGCCAAACCUCUCAGAUCCUUUUCCAACCUAGAUAUCCCCGCCGCUGCCGACGGUGCCAAGCCCCCGCCUAAAUUCUGGCCAGCAUUCAAAUGGUCCGCUGAUGAGAAGUACGUGGCUCGACUCACUCAGGGCCAAUCUAUCUCUGUCUAUGAGCUACCUCGGAUGAACCUAUUAGAUAAGACGACCAUCAAGAUAGACGGUGUCAUGGAUUUCGAGUGGGCGCCUGCGACACCCCGUAGGGAAGGCGUCAAGCAGUACGAGCAGCUGUUCUGCUACUGGACUCCUGAAAUAGGCAGUAACCCAGCCAAGGUCGGAUUGAUGAGUAUACCAUCUAAACAGAUCGUUCGUACGCUCAAUCUCUUCAGCGUCACGGAUGCCAAGCUUCACUGGCAAUCCGACGCUACUUACCUCUCCGUCAAGGUUGAUCGGCAUUCCAAGUCGAAGAAAUCACAGGCGACGACUCUCGAGAUUUUCAGAAUCAAAGAAAAGGGAGUGCCCGUUGAAGUGGUCGAUACCAUCAAAGACACAGUCAUCAACUUUGCUUGGGAACCCAAGGGCGAUCGGUUCGUCAUCAUCACAACGUCCGAACCUGCAGGGCCCACAGCGGUACCACCUAAGACUUCAGUCUCCUUCUUCUGCCCGGAGAAGGCUAAGGGUCAGACCGUGGGCAACUUCAAGCACCUGCGGACAUUAGACAAGAAGAAUAGCAACGCCAUUUACUGGUCACCGCGGGGCAGGUUUGUCGUUGUCGCCACAGUGGCUAACGCGCAGAACUCGGAUCUCGAGUUCUACGAUCUCGACUUCGAAGGCGAAAAGCCUGAGAGUGACAAGGAUUUGACCGCCAAUCUGCAAUUGAUGAACACGGCUGAUCACUACGGUCUCACCGAUAUCCAAUGGGAUCCUGCGGGCCGUUAUGUCGCGUCAUGGGCGUCAGCAUGGAAGCACGCUAUGGAAAACGGAUAUCACAUCUAUGACUUCCGAGGUGAACAACUACGAGAGGAGCCCGUGGAGAAGUUCCGGCAAUUCGCUUGGCGACCCCGACCCCCUACGCUCCUGUCCAAGGAGGAACAGAAGCAGAUCCGCAAGAACCUGCGCGAGUACUCGAAGCAAUUCGAGCAAGAGGAUGCCGAGCGUGGCGCGUCUGCCGACUUGGCGGUGGUCGAGGCGAGGAGGCGCCUGCUCGACGAAUGGCUUGCAUGGCGUGCUUCGGUGGACGCCGAGGUCGAGGAAGAGAGACUCGACCGCGGCCUCCCCGUCAAUCCCGUGGAAGGUCUCAUCCCGCAGGCGGAUAGCGAGGAAGAGCAGCAGGUUAUCGAAGAGAUUGUGGAGGAGGUCAUUGAGGAAACGGAAGAAAUUGUGUCCUAG